Molecule: messenger RNA, 1421 nt
Organism: Amphibalanus amphitrite
Lineage: Eukaryota; Metazoa; Arthropoda; Thecostraca; Balanomorpha; Balanidae
Product: eukaryotic translation initiation factor 4E-binding protein 1-like
Exons: 2
Coding region: 16-300 (94 amino acids)
Biological process (GO): negative regulation of translational initiation
Cellular component (GO): cytoplasm
Molecular function (GO): eukaryotic initiation factor 4E binding
Source: RefSeq, a predicted model, not a curated record
AGUACUGGUGUAAAUAUGACGGUGUACUGGUGUAGAUGUACCCCCACUAAUGGUGUACUUUGUUCGCCAGGUACGCGUAUCGUGUACACGGGCCAGUUCCUGAAGGCGCUGCGCGACUCGCCGCUGGCGCGCACGCCUCCGGCCGCCAUGUCGCACGUGCCGGGCGUGACCAAGCUGCCGGCGGACGGUGCGGCGCCGGGCGCCGCCGGCCAACGGUCGCCCGCUCACGAGGGCACCGAGCACGCCGCGCCGGCCGACAAGAACGACGGGGACGAUCCGCAGUUCGAGAUGGACAUGUAAUCUCCUCCGACCGGCCACGGAGGGCGGCGCUGCACCGCCGACAGCGCCACCUGUGAGCGCCAGCCGCAACCUACACCUGCGGCCGCCGCCGACAGGUGACACUGGGAGCGGCGGUCCGCUCUCGGCACAAAUCGGCGCCGCCGCGGACCGCCUGUGAUUCAGCUGUAAAUUGGCGGCGUCCGGACCCGGCCCGGGCCCGGGUCCGGACCGCGGCUGCAGGUGCCUUCCGCCGCUGACCGGGGCGCCGAUGCCAAAUGCAAUGGGACAGCCGGGGGCGGGCCCGUCCGUCUGUAUCGCCUUGUUGCCGUUUGACCGCGGCCGUGACAGCAGUUCAGUGAGCGUUCAGUUCCGUUCCGUUUCUCCUCCCUGCAGUGCGGACUCUGCCGGCGGGUGGAGCCUCAGUGACCGCGCCGGGCCUCCGCGAGGUCCCGGGAACUCUAACAGUCCGACCCGCCGCAGUGUGGUGACGUUUUACACAAUGUCAGUCAGUUUUAGACAGUCUUCCGCGCUAGGCGCCGCUCGGUUUCUCUCUGUGAGCAUGUGUUGCGGCAUUUCCUUUGGUUUGGCUGGUCCUUGUUUGGGUGCCGAUCGCGCCGUACCAGUUCGAUCCGGAUGGUGCUGGUGCAGUCCAGUCUGCCGGCUUCUGCUGCUAUGGUCGGGUCAGUGCAGGUUUCAGUCGGUUUGUGCCGGUAUGGUCUGCGCUGUACUGGUCACGGCUGGUUUGUACUGGUUUUGUCUGGUCUGUACCGGUGUGGUAUGGUUUGUGCGUGCGCCUUUGUUGCCCUGCGCUCGUCCUCGUCGCCUGGCUAGAGCUGAAGCCGACCUCUCAGCUUCUGACAGGCGCUCCAGCACUCAGCUGGCGACCGACCUCAAACGCCCAGUGACGUGGCUGUCGCAGCGCGGCAACCGGCCGCUGCUCUCACCCUGAGCCGUCCCCGCCAGUGCGGGAGGGCGAGGGUGGUGUGGGCGGCCGGGGCGCCGUCUCGGUGUCUGUCUCUCUGGCCGCCUGCGGUGGGUUAUAGUGUGUCUGUGCGGGCUGAUCGCCCAUAGUGUGCAGUUUGACGCAGCGCAACUGACCGCGCAGUUUGUGUCGGAAAUACAGGCGCCGGGCGCACAGUACA